Molecule: messenger RNA, 5510 nt
Organism: Antechinus flavipes (yellow-footed antechinus)
Lineage: Eukaryota; Metazoa; Chordata; Mammalia; Dasyuromorphia; Dasyuridae
Gene: ELFN2
Product: extracellular leucine rich repeat and fibronectin type III domain containing 2
Exons: 4
Coding region: 1115-3535 (806 amino acids)
Cellular component (GO): plasma membrane
Molecular function (GO): protein binding
Source: RefSeq, a predicted model, not a curated record
UUCACCUCUUUAUCUCUUUUCCUUCCUUCACCCCUCCUGGCUUCUCUCUCCCUCUCGCCCUCCCUCCAUCUCUCCAUCUCCUCCCCCCUUGCCAGCCCCCCCACAUGGAUAUUCAUUUGUGGUAUAUUCCGUUGCCAUUGGAAACCUAAGAAAGAAGUGAGUGUACCCUUCAAGACUCCGGCAUCUCCCUCCCCCCUCCCUUCUCCUCUCCCUCUCCCCCACCUCCCCCACCCCUUCCCUCACAGAAGGAGAAGACUUGGGUGAGGGAGCCCUCGCCUCUCUGUUGGAACAAGGCCGGGACAUUGGCCGGGGACGCUGCUGCCGCCUAGACGUGGAGGCCCAGAGCAGAGAUGAGAACCUCCAUCCUUGCUUCCUUCUUUCUACCCCUCCAUCCUUCCCUCCCUUCCCGGCUGUCCUGCUCAUUCUGAAACCUGGGAUCCCUGUUCCUGGGGGGUCGAGGAGAGAAGACAGAGCCUUUGGUCUGGCCAAGGACUCGGAGCAUCUUGGGAGGAGGCAGUGGCCACCAGUGACAGCUUGGGGGCAUUAGCAUUCUGAAGAUCUCCCUGACCAGAUGUGAGCAGGCUCUGGGUGGCAGAUGGAUCUCCGGCUCUGGCCGUCUCUCACCAUGCCUCUGUCUAGCUGCCUGUCUGCAUCCUCCCUUCCUGCCUGUGCUCUGAAGCUCUAGGGGGCCCAGACCUGAAGGAGGAGGAGGAAGAGGAAGGAGAACAACAAAAAUUACUCUGGACUGCCCAGGACUCGGCUCUCCCUGGGCGGGGAUUAAGGGAAGAGGGCAGACUGGGGGUGCUGACUGAGGGACUGGGGAAAAGGCCAUUCCUCAGAGCCGCCUCCUUGGGUGUCCCCAGCCAGGCCCCCCUUUCUGCCGGGAUCCCCCAAACUGGACAGCAGUCAAAGUGGACCAGAGCCCGGGAGCCCCCUCUGGCACCCCAGUACUGGGGAGGGGCAUCCCUCAAAAUGCUGGCGGCCCCAGAGAGAACUGGGAUGAUGGGCGAGGCGCGCGGCCGCUAGGCCUUCCUGGCUCCCCGCUGUCCCCGGCCUCUCCUUGCCCGCGGCCCGCCUCGAUCCAGCCCUCCCGCCCAGUGGGCCUCCCCCUGCCAUGCUGCGCCUGGGCCUGUGGGCGGCGGCCCUGCUCUGCGCCUGCCGGCCAGACCUAGCGCGGGCCGACUGCUGGCUCAUCGAGGGUGACAAGGGCUACGUGUGGCUGGCCAUCUGCAGCCAGAACCAGCCUCCCUACGAGACCAUCCCUCAGCACAUCAACAGCACGGUGCACGACCUCCGCCUCAACGAGAACAAGCUCAAGGUGGUCCUCUACUCCUCCCUCAACCGCUUCGGCAACCUGACGGACCUCAACCUGACCAAGAACGAGAUCUCGUACAUCGAGGACGGGGCCUUCCUGGGCCAGGCCAACCUCCAGGUGCUGCAGCUGGGCUACAACAAGCUGAGCAACCUGACGGAGGGCAUGCUCCGGGGCAUGAGCCGCCUGCAGUUCCUCUUCGUGCAGCACAAUCUCAUCGAGGUGGUGACGCCCACGGCCUUCUCCGAGUGCCCGGCGCUCAUCAGCAUCGACCUGUCGUCCAAUCGCCUCAGCCGCCUGGAGAGCACCACCUUCGUGGGGCUGAGCAGCCUCAUGGUGUGCGAGCUGGCCGGCAACCCCUUCAACUGCGACUGCGGCCUCUACGGCUUCCUCAACUGGCUCGUGGUCUUCAACAACGUGACCAAGAACUACGACCGGCUGCAGUGCGAGUCUCCGCGGGAGUUCGCCGGCUACCCGCUGCUCGUCCCGCGGCCCCACCACAGCCGCAACGCCAUCACCGUCUUCCAGUCCAUGUGCCGCGACGGCACGCUGCCGUCCCGGCCCGUCAGCCACCCCACCCCCUACACCACGGACUCCCAGAAGGACCCGGAUGAGAACUCGGGCUUCAACCCCGUGGACUUCCUCUCGGUGGAGCCCCCCGCCUCCUCCACCACGGACUCCUCCAUCAGCCCCACCAUCAAACUCCACUACGUCACCUUCACGUCGGCCACCCUGGUGGUGACCAUCCCCUCCCCCUUCAGCAAGCUCUACGUCCUGGUCCAAUAUAACAACAGCUACGUCUCCGACGUCAUGACGUUAAAGAACAAAAAGGAGAUCGUCACGCUCAAUAAGCUCAAGGUCCACACCGACUACACUUUCUGCGUGGCCUCCAUCCGCAACUCCCGCCGUUUCAACCACACCUGCCUGACUUUCGCCACCCGGGAGCCCAUCCAGGGGGACGUGCCCCCCAGCACGUCCACCACCACGCACUACAUCAUGACCAUCCUGGGCUGCCUUUUCGGCAUGGUGAUCGUCCUGGGGGCCGUCUACUACUGCCUGCGCAAGCGGCGCAUGCAGGAGGAGAAGCAGAAGUCCAUCAGCGUGAAGAAGACCAUCCUGGAGAUGCGCUACGGCUCCGACGUGGACACCAGCUCCAUCGUGCACUCGGCCCAGAAGCUGGGGGAGCCGCCGGUCCUCCCCGUCUCCCGCAUGUCCUCUAUCCCCUCCAUGAUCGGCGAGAAGCUGCCCCAGCCCAAGAGCCUCGACGCCGGGAUAGACACACCCAAGGUGACCACCAAGGGCAACUAUAUGGAGGUGCGGACUGGGGGCGGGGGCGGGGGCGGCGGGGACGGCCUGACGCGGGGCGAGGAUGACCUGCCGGACUUGGAUAACGGCCAGGGGUCGGCGGCCGAGAUCUCCACCAUCGCCAAGGAGGUCGAUAAAGUCAACCAGAUUAUCAAUAACUGCAUCGACGCCCUCAAGCUGGACACGGCCUCCUUCCUGGGUGGGAGCGCGGCGGACCCCGAGCUGGCUUUUGAGUGCCAGUCCAUCCCGACCAGUUCCACGGGGGGGCUGGAGCGGCCCAGCUUCCUUUCGCCCCCCUACAAAGAAAGCUCCCACCACCCCCUGCAGCGGCAGCUGAGCGCAGACGCCGCCGUGGCCCGGAAGACGUGCAGCGUCUCCUCCAGCGGUUCCAUCAAGAGCGCCAAGGUCUUCAGUCUGGACGUUCCCGAUCACCCGGCGCCCCCGGGGCUGGGCAAGGGGGACUCGAAGUACAUCGAGAAGGGGAGUCCGCUCAACAGCCCCCUGGACCGUCUGCCCCUGGUAUCGCCCGGGGCCAUCCAUCACCUGGAGGUGAAGCCUUCCUACCACUGCAGUGAGCACCGCCACUCCUUCCCCGCCUUGUACUAUGAGGAGAGCGCAGAUACCUUGAGCCAGAGGGUGUCCUUCCUCAAGCCCCUGUCCCGGUCCAAGCGGGACUCCACGUACUCUCAGCUCUCCCCCAGACACUACUUCUCGGGCUACUCCUCCAGCCCCGAGUAUUCGUCCGAGAGCACCCACAAGAUCUGGGAGCGCUUCCGGCCCUACAAGAAGCAUCACCGGGAGGAAGUGUACAUGGCGGCUGGCCACGCCCUGCGCAAGAAGGUCCAGUUCGCUAAGGAUGAGGACCUGCACGACAUCCUGGAUUACUGGAAGGGGGUCUCGGCUCAGCAGAAGCUGUGACCCUCUCCUUCCUCCCCGCCCCCGGCCUGUUUUGAGAACCCACGAAAACCGAGUCGGGGAGAAGCCACUGAUGUCAGAAACAGAAUUCCUGUUCUAUUUGUGCAUGACGCUCUUUACUGUAUUUUUCUGAGCAAACAUCUGUUGUGAAUGUGCCCGUUUGUCGAGAUUCCCCCCUGCUUCCUCUCCUCUCCUCUCCUUUCCCCGCCCGCCCCCUGCCUCCCUCCUCAGAUGCCCUCCAUUGUGAAUUGAUGAGCAACUUUUAAAACCCGGGAAGGAACUGUCUCCGCAGAGGACCCAAACCUGGUGCUGCGGCCAGGCCAGCCCUCCCUUUUCCCACCUCCGCCCUGGCAUCGGUGGGCUCCCCAAGGGCCUCUGCUCUCCCCUCCCCUCCCCUCCCCCGGCAGCUCCCUGCUUGUGCCGGAGCUGUCCAGGCAGAGGUGCUGAGAGGGACCGUGCCCUGUGUGCUCCCAGACAUGCACCGUUCCCGGGGUGGUUGCCGCUUGUUUUAGGGCAGGAGGAGGAACAUGAAGUGGUUUCCAUCCAGUUCAAGUCAAUUCAACAAACAUUUAUUAAGCGCCUACUAUGUGCCAGGCACUGUGCUAGGAUCCUAGGGGUUUAGAACCAAAAGGGAUCUUAGGAAACAUCUGGGCUAAUCUUACUUUAUAGGGAAAGGAAACAGGCUCAGAGAGGACCAGGGGGUAAGGCAGUGAUAGUGCUGGGAACUGGGUUGUGAACCCAAGUCUUGUGGACCCUCUAAAUCUAGCUGUUGUCAAGGGUUACUGUGGAAACGGCUGAUGAAUGGAAGCACGGUGGCUUUCCUUGGGGGGUGGGGUAGGGGAAGAGAGCAUUCCCAUCCUGAUUGGUACUCUCCAUCUUUAUUCUGAUGAAUAGGGUUUGGUUUUUGUUUGUUUUGGGCAAGUAGAAUAUCCCUGAGAAGAGGAGUCGUUCCUGUUAAAUGUGGUCUCUGGGAAGCUGACCAUUUAUUUCUACAGUUAGUAGUUGGGUAUGGCUGGAGUAGGAAGACUUGAGUUUAAAUUCUGCCUCAGGUACUUGAUUACCUGAGGGACCAGGGGCAGGUUGCUACUCUCUGGCCUCAGUUUUCCCAGACAGAAUCUAACAAUGGGAAGAGGGCUGAAUUUGGAGUCAGGGGUUCUGAGUUUAAAUCCUGACUCUGCCAUUUAUUGCUGAUGUGACCUUAGGGAAAUGACUUAAAACUUCAGGCCUUAGUUUUCUUUUCUUGAAAAUGGGAGGACUAGGCUAGCUGGCCUUGAGAAGUCCCUUCAAGCUAUGAGCUAUAAAAUGAAGAGGUCAGACUUGCUGACUUCUCAGGUCCAUUCCAGCUUCUCUCCACAAUAUGGACGGGAAGAACCAAUGCUGCUUUCUCCUGUCAUCUCCCAGGAAGAGCUCUGGGACCCUGCCCCUCUAGCACUAACCCUUCCUAUGGUUCCUGUGGGGUGGGUGGGGUCCAGAUUGUGAGAGCUGCACUGCAGUCCCUUCCUGCCGCCAUCACUGAAUGUCCUGGCCGGCCCUGGAUAAUUCCUCCUGAGGCAGAGAGUGAAAUAUUCAUGAAUGACAAAUGGAAAUUUAUGUCAAGGAAUCUUGGCUGGGGCCCCUCCAGUCCCAGUGUUUGCAAUGCUAAUCAGCUCGGGAGCCUUCUUCCCAGCUGGAACUACAGCCUCGGCCAGUGCCGGAGGAGGCAGAAGCUCACCAGCCUGGGAGAGAAUCCUGGAAGUGGAUUUGGAUCGGGAUUCACAGCUGGAAAUCCAAAAGUCCAAACCUCCCAUUUUAGAGGUGGGGAAACCCAAGGCCCGUGGAGAUUAAGUGACUAAGGUCACACAGCUAGUAAGAAGCAGGGCUGAAAAUUAUACCCAGGUCCUCAGACUCCAAAAUUCAGCUAGCUGCUACCUGUCCACUUCCAGCCUUUUAUCUGUGGUUUUAGAGAAGGAUUUCCAGCUUCUGCUUCUGAGAGGGAGGG